UAAUGUUUUGAUUGUUUUUCUAGGAUAUGGAGCAAAUAUGGCAUAGCACUUCGAAAACUAGUGGAAGAGUAGUGCUGCUUGCAAUAUGGCUAUCGAUCAUUCCUUGGUUCUGUUCUGCUCAGUCUUGGAAGAAACUCGAUGAUGCGAGAUAUUCAGAUGGAAGUGAUGAUGUAUCCGUCGAAGAAUCUGUAAGCAAAAAUGCUUCUCUGUAUUUGGACCGGAGUGUUGUUGGUGAAGACUUUAACAUCGAGUUAAAUUUCUUCAGAUGGGGAACAUGUCAGAGGGCAGAUCUGAGUAAAUCUUUGAAAUGCUGUGAAACUGAUAUCAACACUGAUGAAGAUAGAAGAUACUACGCCUGCGAGGACAUCCCCGCGGACACGGCUUCCAAAUUCAUCCGGGUCAGGUUGGAGGUAGGCGACUUGCAGCGCUCCCUGAUGAGCCGCUACAAUCGCGAGGUGAACUCCCUGUUCAACGCGAGCGAGAACCCGGCCUGGGCGGAGGUCUCGCGGCGGCCGAUCGGGGAGCUCGGUGACGUCCCUUUCAGCUACUUCCUCGGGCGCCCCGUCGAGGGCCUCCUCCGCCGGGCGCUUAACCGCUCCCUCGAGGAGUCCCUGGACCCGGCCAACGACCGACGCAGGAUCGAGAAACGGCUCCAGGACUUGAGGCAAGCCGUCAACGCCGCCCUCAACCACACGCUCAACGACAUCGUCAACGAGUCCCUCGACUACGUCUUCCAGCUCGAUGACCAGGAUUUUGAUUAUGUCAGUGGCAGACAAUGGUUUCGCAUACGGAACCUCUCCUUGGAGAAUAUUUUUGAUUCAAUGUUGCAAGCGAAUGGAGCGAAUAUGACGGGGGUCGAGACGCUUUUACGGAUUGCGUGGAGACUUUUUCUCAAUCAACAACAAGAAUCUUUUGAGAAAUUCCUUUCUAACCCUGGGGAGGUAGUCGCAUGGAUUUUUAACACUUACAUGAAUCUUUUUGGCAACAACCGCACCGGUAUUUUCAACAGGGAAGCACUCAGAGGAUUCGUUCAGUAUUACACCGCAACUGAAAGUUAUCGUGUAACGAUACCUCUCUGUUACGCUCCAAUACCGGCGUCGUCCUUAUGCUGGAACAUUAACUUCAUGAUAAACACGAACAAGUGGACGGUGAGGAAAACUGUUAAUCUGGCAGCCGAGUCGAACCUGCUAGCUGCGGACCCCUUCGUCCUGGAACUUUUCGACAUGGACCUGAAUCUGACCGGUUUCAGAGAGCGCCGCCAAGAGGGUGUUUGCGCCAACGGGAGGAUCAGCAUGUUAGACAUGGACGGCUACCCAUUUCCAAAAUUUGAACUCGGAUGCCAUCCGGUCUUCUACCACCCCCUUCAGUACGUGGACCAAGUCCUGUGUCUCCUGUACGAACGAACCGUAACCUCCCGCAACUCGCUUCGGAACACCACCCUCGGCAAGGUGUGCAUAGACCCAAUCCAGGCAACGCUCAUGCACGAGCUCACGAGGAACUUCAUUCGCAUGACAGUGAGGAACAACAAUCUUCAACCGAGCUCGAACAAAGUCUGCAAGAACAUGGUCUACCAACUUCACACCCUCGGUGCGGGGACCCCAAGGGACGAGCUGAUGUCCCGCGCCAUCACCGAGAUGCUAUCCUACAGCAUCACGAACCUCCUCGGCGUCCGCUCCGACCGCCGCACCAUCCUCAACUUCGUGCGCCUCGCCAGAGCGGCCCCGAUUCUCAUGGACGCCUGGGGCGCCAUCGCCCAGAACUCCAACAGCACCGAGCAGUUCAACCGGAACCUCAUGGAGUGCGGAGUCCUCCUCCUGCAGCACGGCGAGGAGCACCGCACCCUCGCUCUCCACCCCACGCCACCCCCGCAACCACCAACCUCCCCUCCGAAUAGGUUGAGGGAUCUUCUCCGACGCCGCAUCUCCGAUCACAGAUUAGCUCCCCCUGCUCCGAGCUCGAAUCGAAGAAUCCGUCAGGUGGACGAUCUUGAAAUGUCGCAGUGGGAUGAUCUGAGUGGAACGCGGGAGGAGGGACAGAUCGGCGACCCCCGGGACGAUGAUAUACCGACCAUCCAACAGAUCCAGGGUCAAUCCGCCUUGAAAAAUAGCCUGGCCGCGCUGUUCAGGCAGCUGGACGAGAUGCGCUUCCGGUUGAGGGACUUCUUGGAUGGCCAGAGGGUGAACUUCGAGAGUCGACUCGAUGGUUUGUGGGAUAGGUACGCGAACACGAUCAGGGCCUGGCUCGAAAGUUUCCUGGCGCGCGUGCUGGGUACAGUCACCCAGUACGCACCUUUGAUUACCAGACACCCGGGAUAGGAGUUGAAUUGGACUACAUUUUACAAUUCGGAGCUACAAUUUUUGGUCAUUUAUAAAAACUCCUAUGUCCAUAGGGAAACUAAUGGUACAUACGUUGUUUUUAAACCGAUCCAGAAAUUGUAGUUCCGAAUUGCAAAAUGAAGUCCAAUUAAUAGUCGUGACGAGAGAGGAGCAAACUUUGUAAAUGAGGUUUGAAAAACAGUGAGGUUGGGUUGACUAAUAAACCAUCGACCAUAUUUUGGAGGGAAACUUUGGUUGAAUGAAACAGAAUUCAGUUCAUGAGGGUUAUUAUCACUCGGAGUUCAGAGCCAAAGUUCAGCAAUAAUGACGGAGCUCCGUUAAGUUAAAUUAAAAUUAGGGGUCGUAUUAAAAAUCAGAGGCCGGAUUAGCGCUCAAGGUCCGGAAUUGUUGACAGGUUAAAGGGUCCGCACAUUGCGGGUUGUGUACGUCGUGAAUUGAAGGCGUCCCCCGUUUCCAAGAGAACAAAAGGCCCCAGAUGCCCUCAUGACUCGCGGGUUAAUUGCGAUGAUUUGCAAUCGCAGGAAAAAUAUAAGAUACAUAGGAAAAUAUAUCGCAGAGUUGCACAUCAUAAGGCAGGUCCAUACCUAUUUUCAACAUUGUCAAAAUCAUAAAAUCUAAUUUUUUGUACUUCAUAUUUUUUACCAAUGACAAAUCGUUUAGAGGGUCUAUUCCCAAAGUCAAACUGGUGGAUCAUAUCUACUUGAAUUCCGUGAAAAUUGUUCCUCUCAUGAUUCUACGUAAAGGCCUCUUGAAAACUCCCAUUAUUACUAUAAUGAAGAGGGGGAGAAAUAGAGAAAUAGUAAAUUAUCCUGUAAGUUUUUAACUUCCAUCUAAUGACUUGCAGUUUGUCAAUUUCUUUAUCGCGGAUAAAGAGUGCACCUUACAAUUCCAUGUAUGAUAAAGUUUCAUGUGUACCAGUAAAUAAUGAAACAAUAAACAUUUUUAUUUAAUCUUAUACCUUCUCACAAGAAAGAAAUAGAAAAACUUAUAUAGAUAAGAUGUCAUCUUUUUAUCAUGUGUAAAUAUAUAUUUUAAAAAUUAAAUUCUUAACUAACUGCUAUAAACAUUCCGUAGCCAAUGCUGCAGGACUGAGCAUACAAUUCAUCAUUGUGUAUAUCUCUUAAUACAUACGUUCUUGUUGUGUAGAAUUUCUGAAAUUACUAUAUCUAUGUUUUUCAAUAAAUAAAAAAUGCCCCCGAUGAUACAUGCA
Bemisia tabaci is the source of this 3546-nucleotide messenger RNA. RefSeq lists its product as uncharacterized. The record is from RefSeq and is a predicted model, not a curated record. NCBI's taxonomy places the organism in Eukaryota, Metazoa, Arthropoda, Insecta, Hemiptera, Aleyrodidae.